UGAAGAUUGGCGGGCAGAAAAUGGAGACAAACUGCCUCAACUUCAUCAGACUGCCUCAUUGGAGGACCAUAACUCCAUCCACAACCCUGGUCAUCUGAUGGAACCCAACUUUGAUGCUCUUAGGAAGCUCUUGGGGGUUGAUGAUCGUUGACUCCCAACUCAACCUUGGCAGGAGGGAGGUGAAGAACAGAAGGCUACAUCUGGAAAUAAACCCCAAAACUCUCCAUCAGUGGAUGAGCUCAACCUGCUGUAACAUAUUCCUGUGCCAGGGAGCAAAGAGACCCAGAUUGUACUGCAAACUCUGAGUGAGAUCCCGUGCUGGGGACUUGCCACCCCUCAGGAGCUGAAAGGGACGGGACGGGACCGGGUCACCCUUCAUCCUUUACGGACAGAGCUGCAACGAGCACGCCGCUGUUUGCUGCACACAUCCUGGUUGUGAUCCCUACCCAGGAAAUCUUGUUUUGGGAGCAGGAGGAGGACGCUUGCAGGGCAGCUGCUCCCUGAGCACGCCCCAAACACUUCUCGAUGUGACUCCCACCCAGGAUGCACCAUGUCUCCCCGGCACCGGCUCUGACGAUGAUGGCCACCCAGACAGUUCCCCCUCCUCCCUACCAAGACACCCCACAGAUGACAGCCACAGCCCAGCAGCCCACCAAGGCACAGUCCGUCCAUCUCACCACGCCGGCAGCAGCCGCCAACGCGCCGGUACCCGCCGCGGCCGGUGACCCCCAGGCACAACUGGAGGCUGACAAGAGAGCUGUCUACAGGCACCCGCUGUUCCCACUGCUGACUCUGCUCUUUGAGAAGUGUGAGCAGGCAACCCAGGGCUCUGAGUGCAUCACCUCAGCCAGCUUCGACGUCGACAUCGAGAACUUUGUCCACCAGCAGGAGCAGGAGCACAAACCCUUCUUCAGCGAUGACCCAGAGCUGGACAACCUGAUGGUGAAAGCGAUCCAGGUGCUGCGAAUCCACCUCCUGGAGCUGGAGAAGGUCAAUGAGUUGUGCAAGGACUUUUGCAACCGUUACAUCACCUGCCUCAAAACCAAGAUGCACAGUGACAACCUACUCAGGAACGACCUAGGGGGGCCCUACUCCCCCAACCCCUCCUCCAUCAGCCUCCACCCUCAGGAGAUGCUGCAGAGCUCCCCCGCGGCGCUGCCGCCCCCCUCCAACCCACCGCCGGGCAUCGUGGUGCCAGCGGCCGCGCUGCCGCCUGGAAACCUGGCCAUGAGCGCUGGCAGCGGCUCCCCUGCAGUGCCAGGUGGAGCUUUGUACCAGCCUGUGACCAUGGUGACGUCGCAGGGCCAGGUCCUUGCCCAAGCCAUCGCCCCCGGUGCCCUGCAGAUCCCCAAUGCCCAGGUGAACCUGGAUCUCACCUCCCUCCUGGAUGGUGAGGACAAGAAGUCCAAGAACAAGAGGGGCGUCCUGCCCAAACACGCCACCAACAUCAUGCGCUCGUGGCUCUUCCAGCACCUCAUGCACCCCUACCCCACAGAGGACGAGAAGAGGCAAAUUGCUGCCCAAACCAACCUGACCCUCUUGCAGGUCAACAACUGGUUCAUCAACGCCCGGCGGCGCAUCCUGCAGCCGAUGCUGGACGCCAGUAACCCAGACCCAGCCCCCAAAGCCAAGAAAAUCAAAUCCCAGCACCGACCCACCCAGAGGUUCUGGCCCAACUCCAUCGCUGCCGGGGUCCUGCAGCAGCAGGGAGGCAAUUCAGGGACAAAUCCUGAUGGGGCUCUCAGCAUGGACAACCUGCAACCCCUCUCAUCAGCCACAGCCACCAUGGCCAUGCAGCAGGCCAUGCUGGCAGCCCACGACGACUCCCUGGAUGGCACAGAGGAGGAGGAAGAGGAUGAGGAGGAUGAGGAUGAGAUGGAGGAAGAAGAAGAAGAAGAAGAGGAGGAAGAGCUGGAAGAAGAGCCCGGUGGCCUCCCGACGGCGCCCAGCGCCGACCUCGGCUUGGACCACAGUGACUCGCUGGAGUAGCUCCCUCCUUCCCCAGCAAAAACAAAUCACUUGGCAGCACCAGAAACAAAAAUCCCCUUCCCAAAUGCCAAAACAGAGAGAGAAAAGAACCACCCUGGCAAGAACAAAACCCCCACAAACUGGGGAGAAGGAAGCAAAGCGGAGGCGCUGCCCAGGGGAGCUCAGCCCCCACCACGCCAGCACAUGGAAGCGCAGGACACGUGUUUACAAGGCACAUAUUGUGGCCAGAUGAAUUUCUUUGGGUUCUUAUUUUUCUUCCUCUUCCCCUCCUCCCUUCAAUGUUUGGAGGGGAAGCUGUUUUUUGCCCCCCUCCCCAUGGAUGCUGCCCACAGCACGGGGGGAUUCGCCGUGGGCCACCGCGGCCGUCGCUUGGAUUCUUGGUGCAGAAACCUCCCCCAACAACCCCUCAAUAACUCCAGGACUGAUGCUUUUUGGGGUGUUUUUUUCUCCCCAGAAAGGUGAUUCACAGGCAUCAGCAUCAUCAGGGAAGGUGGGGACGUUGUAAAUCAGAGGAUCUGAGGAGGGUUUAGGUGUCUCUCAAACCUUCCCCACUUUGGCCUCGAUGCUGUGGCCAGUUGAUGACUCCGGACACUUUUUUUGGGGGAAAAGGGAGGAAAUUCUUCCCCAAAUCCUUUAAUUUAUGUGUGAAACCCCCCUUCCCCACCCCAUCCUCAUCCUUAAGGGCUGAGACUGGAUGCAGAGUUGGGGCAAAGCCCUACAGGAGCGAGACUUUCCCACAGCAUUUGGGCACCAAGGCAGGAAAAAGAACCAACUGGGUUUAUAAAGAAAUGCAGCUUUUCCACCCCAAAAUUGAAAGGGCAAGGGCUGAAGGGAAAGAUUGUUGCUGGAAAAAGAUGGUUUCUUCCUGAUAUUGUGGGGAAAUGGUGGAGUUUGACCCCAGAGGAGUCACUGGGGAGGGCAGGGUGGGGGGUUUUUUUAAACAAAAAGGGUGAAUUUCGCCUUAAAAACCACAAAAAAAAGCAAAACCCAGGUGACAUGGGGCAAAAAUAAUAAAGGCAUUUUUCUUUCUGCA
This is a messenger RNA of Colius striatus (speckled mousebird), 3022 nucleotides long. RefSeq names its product PBX/knotted 1 homeobox 2 (gene PKNOX2). Gene Ontology annotation, biological process: regulation of transcription by RNA polymerase II. Bases 544 to 1989 code for a protein of 481 amino acids. The transcript is spliced from 15 exons. The record is from RefSeq and is a predicted model, not a curated record. Gene Ontology annotation, molecular function: DNA-binding transcription factor activity, RNA polymerase II-specific; RNA polymerase II cis-regulatory region sequence-specific DNA binding. Lineage: Eukaryota; Metazoa; Chordata; Aves; Coliiformes; Coliidae.